Molecule: messenger RNA, 1974 nt
Organism: Cylindrotheca closterium
Lineage: Eukaryota; Bacillariophyta; Bacillariophyceae; Bacillariales; Bacillariaceae
Source: the annotation of a GenBank genome assembly
AUGGCGCAUCGAAAAAUCAACUGGGAAGAAGUGAAGAAAAUGUCAGCGCUGGAAAGCAACCAUGAUUUCACCAACAAGCUCAGGACCCUCUCGUUGGUAGAUCAACAAACCGAAAUUCGUUCGUUGCUGCGAUCCUUUGGGACCGAUAUUGAAAAAAAUGACUCGGAUCCGUUUGGGAAUGGCGAUCAAUCCGCGAUUCCCACCCUCGAAGGACGAACCCGAGCCAGAGAACUCUUUUCGAUCGGAGGCGAUCUACCAGCAGCGACUUUUUCGAAAUCAUUUUCACCGUUUGCUUUGGCAUGUCUCGCUGGAGAGCCAGCGCCAGUCAAGACAAUGAUUGAGGAUGUUUGCAGUAAAUUGAAACAACCUUACUCUCGACAAAACAAGCUGAAGGAGUUAUUGGAUGGUCGGGAGACAGCCAUGCGUCAUUCACCAUUGUUGUUAUUGUGGUCGGCAGGGAAGAUGAUGAUGGGGAUCAAUAAGAGCAAGUAUGUCACAAUUUCGAAAUUGCUAUUGCGAGCCGGGGCCAGCCCAGACUGCCAGGAUGUUGUAGGCAAGACCGUGGUACAUUAUGGAGCGGGGAUGAUGGCAACCGACAUUACCUUGGAAAUUGUUGACGUGUGCAUUGAAGCAGCUAAAACUUCGCACAUGUGUGGAAGAGAUGUAGUUCUGAAGGGAUUACACAGUGCUGAACUAAAUGGAAAGACUGGAGUAGCUGGUGGCUUUGAUGCUGACUCUGGAAGACGUAGCGUCUACAUUCGAGAUUUAGACCGGGAGGUUUGGGUGAAGGUAGAAAAUAUCGAGUUGAUUGAUGACACGACGAAAUUAGAUCUAUUACAUGGGAAGCGAAUUGUACUGGCUGGUUUGAAAAACGAAGCCAUGAACGGAAAGAAAGGCAUCGUCGGUGCUUUCGAUAGUGAUGCAGGACGCCACGGAGUCUACAUUCCCGAGAUGAGGAAGGAAGUAUGGAUCAAAAAGGAAAACAUUAGUGUUCCAGUGGAUGAACCAGCUUUGAACCUGUCAGGGAAGAAUGUCGUACUAUCCGGGCUGAAAACGGCAAGCUUAAACGGAAAGAAAGGUAUCGCAGGUCAAUUUGAUUCUAGCUCGCGGCGACUGAGUGUAUUUAUUCCGGAAAAGAAGAAGGAAGUCUGUGUCAAGAUCGAAAACAUUAGCAUUGAUGAUUCUGCAAAGAAGCUGCUGUCAGAUGUACAAGAUCGGCUUGGUAGCGUUUCACUACACGAAGUUGUAAUGAACGACAGGGAGGACUGUGCCAAGCUUCUACUCGAAAAACACAAUACAAGCAUUCAUACCAAGGAUUACGAUGGAAGCGGCCCAUUACAAAUGAUUGUCAGUGUUGGAGCCGCUAUGAAUACCAAGGUUGGCAGAAUUAUUUCAUCCGUCACUCGAAAGGAGGCUAAGAUGGCUCAUAGUGCCAAGAAGGCAGUCCUCAACUCCUACUGUGCCAACUGCAACAAGUCUCUUGGUACCGAUGGUGGAAUGAAAUGUUCCAAGUGCAAGGUCACACUCUACUGUGGAAGAGAUUGUCAGGUAAAGCACUGGAAGGAAGGGGGGCAUAAACAAGAAUGCAAGCUUCUUGCCGCUAAAAAAGAAGGUGUCCAGCUGUCUCGUGACUAUAUUCAACACCAUGCCAACAUGGAACUGGCCGCCAGGAUAUAUGGACCGCAAUUUAGGGACAGCUUUCGGAUCCCGCAAGGUGUGAAACCGGGAGAAAAAUUCGUCAUCAAGGUCCAAGCCAAUGACGAAGAUAUGCCACUGAUGAUCUAUGAUGAAACUCGAACUUGCCAGCUUUGUUACUUGCCAAACGGGCCUGGGCAUUCAGAGAUGUGGAGGGAAGCAAAAAACGAACCAGCAUGGGGUGGUCGCAAGACAUACAUGAAGGCAUCAUGGACGGAUGACGAUAAAUGCAUUGUUUAUCCUGGCACAGCCGGUAUCAAAAAUAAGUAUGCUUGGUAG